AUGAAACACAAUUGUCCAAAAGGAAACAGAGGAGAUGUCACUGUGGUUAUCUGUCCGUUAUGCGCGAAAGGAGUUCGAUUAAACCCUGACGAAGAUCCAAACAUAACUUGGGAGAAACAUGUGAAUACAGAUUGUGAUCCAUCAAACUACGAAAAGACUGUCAAGAAGAAGAAAUGUCCUGUUCCAAGAUGCAGAGAAUCGCUAACAUUCUCUAACACUAUCAAAUGUCGAGAUUGUAGCAUCGAUCAUUGCUUGAAACAUCGGUUUGGACCUGAUCAUAGUUGUUCUGGACCGAAGAAACCUGAUUCGAGUUUCUCAUUCAUGGGUUUCUUGACUACAAACACAAAAGAAGCUCCUGCGUCUUCUUCAUCAUCUUCGAGAUGGUCUAGUCUUUUAUCUUCUGCAGAAGCGAGUUUUAGCAAGCUCGGUAACGAUAUUAGCCAGAAGUUACAGUUUUCGAGUGGAAGCGAUGGUAAUGUUGAGAAAACGCAGGAGAGGAAUGGAAAACAUAAUAGUGGUAAAGUUACGGUUGAUGUUUGUCCGAAAUGCAGCAGAGGGUUUCGUGAUCCGGUGGAUCUAUUGAAACAUAUCGAUAAGGAUCAUCGGGGUAAUUCUAAAGCUUAG
This is a messenger RNA of Arabis nemorensis, 624 nucleotides long. The record is from the annotation of a GenBank genome assembly. NCBI's taxonomy places the organism in Eukaryota, Viridiplantae, Streptophyta, Magnoliopsida, Brassicales, Brassicaceae.